UUCCUGGCCGAAGGCCGUAAAUGGUUGUGAGGGGCGCCAUAGGCACCCCGAACAACCUCUAGUUUAAUAUAUAUAUUCACAGCAUACUACAGUGUAAGGACUUCACCACCAUCAUUAUCAGGCACACGAAAGUGACAAAAACUCGUUGUGCCAACCAGAGUAUGUGCGUUUCACUGCACUGUAGAAUGCCUCGUGCAGGGAUUGGCCGGUAUAAUAAACAGCCCUUUGUCAAUCCACUCCUGCAUAUAAUCUUCCCCACUCUGCGGCAGUCCCCGGGGGGGGGGGUUGUUGGGCCAUACUUCACCAGGCUGGUCAGUGCUCAUUGGUAAAGUGGUCACCUAGGACAGGUUCAGAUAUCGCUCACCACUGAUGUUAGUCAUGGGUUCAGAGUACAGUGUGACAAAACCACUGCGCCCAUUACUUGCCCUCGGAUUUCCACCUUUUCCACAGAAGAAACCCGCAUGUACAUCUUGGCGAGUCCGAGGUCUGUUAUCAACACUGAACUUUAAACAAAUUCAACAACGCAACACCAGUACCAGAUUUCGGUACAAAUCGAUUCCUGCUGCCCCGAACACAGAGGUGCCAAUUCCUGGACUGUUCAGGUCAAACCUGGACAGGUUGGUCAUGCUAGAUCCCCCCAAGUUAUACACUGUAAAUGUGAGCAUCAAGUUCAAGUUAUGUACAUACAGAGACAUUCACAGAAAACUAAAGCAAAACUAAUUAGUACAAUUAAUAGAAAUAAAGAGGAAGACAACAAAAUGUAGUAGUUAUAUGGUGGCUUCGUACCCAUAUUGACCAGCACAGCCUGAGUUGGUCAUCAGGUCGCCACCUGUCCGUGUUUGACCCAAACAGUGCGGAAAUGGCAUUUAUGUUCAGGAAGCAGGAAAUUAUUUUUAGUCAACAUUUGGUCCCGGUGUUGCUUUGAACUUCAUUAUAGUUAACUGUACAGUUUUGAUGGACUUGGUGCUGACUGAGAAAAUCUGCCCGGGUUUGUUCGCACUGGAAAUUCCCACCGUUGACCCUGAUCACAUGUUGCUGUCUGCACGUCCUCAGGCCCAAGUUCUUGAUAGGCGAAGGCAUUCAUAACAAUGCCAGCAAGAGGCACCGGGACCGCCUCAACUCGGAGAUGGAGGAUCUUGCGGCCGCCCUCCCUCUGCCUCCGGCCGCCAUUACCAAGCUGGACAAGCUGUCCGUGCUGCGGCUGAGCGUGGGGUACCUGCGUGCCCGAGCCUUCUUCCAGCAGCUGGACACCACGGGGAGGAGCUCGCCACCCCCGCCAGACCAGACCCUCACCAAUGCCAUCGACAGCGGCAGCAGCAGCACCAGCAGCAGCAACAGCAGCUCCCCCUCAGCCCAGCAGCUGGAGUUCGUUCCCUUCCCUCCUCGAGAGCAACUCUUACCCGAGGAGCAGCUCCCUUCUGACGAGUGUCACUUCAGGCGCCACGAGGAGCCAUGGAAUAGCCAUCUGGCCGUCGUGGUGCCGGCCGAUUGCCCGGCUGCGUCGUCCCCACCUCUGUUUGCCCCGCGUCGGCCCAGCCCCACGUCCUCGUCCCGGCGCCCGUCCUCGUCUCCCGCGGACGAGGCAGACGCGGUGCCGGGUUCGGUCGCGGAAGCCGGCCUCGCCACCGUUGAAGAAGAAGCACUGCCAGCAUCACCACCGCCGCCGUCCCCGCUCACACGCCGCGGGAAGGAGGAGCAGGAGGAGGAGGGCCGAGCGGUGGUGCCGUGCGAGGGGGGCGGCCGCUUGGUACUGCCGCCGUUCCCCGGUCUCAUCGACCCCGAGAUGCUGCUUGAGUCCAUGAGUGGCGUCCUUUUGGUGAUCAUGGCUGAUGGGACGGUGUUUUACGUUUCACAGAACAUCCAGCAAUACCUGGGUUUCAACCAGACGGACGUGAUUCUGGAGAGCGUCUUUGAUCUCAUCCACGCGGACGACCGAGCCGCGUUCCAAGCACGCCUCUGCUGGGAGGAGACGGAGCGAUGUGACUCUGGAGCACAAUCGACGGCAGUGACUGAACAGCAACGCAACUUUUCCUGCCGCUUCCGCUGCCUGCUGGACAACAACUCUGGGUUCAUGAUGCUUCAGGUGCAGGGCAAGUUAAAGCGGCUGGGCAGCGGCGGCGUUGGCUCCCUGGGUGCAGGUGGUGGUGGACCGGCGCUGUUUGCCCUUGCGGUUCCGCAGAAUCCCAUGCUGCCCACGGAGCUGCGGCUCUGGAACAUCAUCUUCACCACGAAGCACAAGCUAGACUUCUCCACGCUCAGCCUCGACUCCAAGGCCCGGCUGGUGAUGGGCUACACUAGUGUGGAGUUCCGGAGGCGCAAAGCGGUCAACUUCCAGCACCUGGGCGACAUGCUCUACUUGAAGGCAAACAACUUGAUACUGAUGAAGAACGGGGAGAGCGAGCCCGUGGUUUUCCGCCUGCUCAGCAAGCAGGGCAAGUGGCUCUGGGUGAAGGCCUCCGCGCGAAUCAUCUACCGCAAGGGCAAGGCCGACUUCAUCAUCGCCACGCAGUUCUUGCUCCGGGACGAAGAAGGAGAAUAUUACCUGAAGAACCGAAAUCCCGAAUGCAAGUUUGAUGUCACGGGUGAAGCGAUUGAUGUCUCGCAGAUCCCUCCCAUAAAUUCCCAGCAGCCCAAAGCCAAACUGUGCCGCACCAGCAGUGAUAACAGGAGCAUCAGUGGUGGCAACAAAGCCGGCCAGGAGCUUACAAAGAGAUUGACAAGUAAAGCGAAAAAGACGGACAGGCCAAAGAAUGGCACCUGCGUCACUGCGGAAACCCCGUUGACUCUGCGAGACACUAAAACCUCCCCGUACAUUGGAAAGUCGGCCCAGGAAAAAAGAGACAUCUACCACCGGGCCGGGACCUUUCCAAGCAGCCUUUCUUCAAGCAGUAGCCCCGACUCGUCGGAGAGCUUCCCCUCCGAGUGGGAGGAGCGUCUGACCGACUCCUCGACCCUCCCGGACGACGCCUUGGCGAGGGGCAGUCCCCCCGGUCGGGGCUUGUCAGAAGGAGUCCCAGGCUUAGGGCUCAGGGAUGGGGCGAGUGGACAGCUCGGGCUGGUGGAGCACGCUGGGAAGGAGGAGAGGGACCGUGGAUUCCUCAGCCUCCUGAACAGCAGACACGACAUGACGGGCUUGGACGUGGUCGAGAUGCUGGGCAUGGAUACGAUGGAAGCGCUGGACGAGGGUGACAUCACGGGCAGUGAUCGCGUCUCCAUGGACGAGGUGCUGGAGGGGGUGUUGCGAGACAUGGAUGGCGCCGUGGGCCGCUCCGACGAGGAGGCCCUGCUUCACCCGAGCCUCGUCGAGGGCCUGCCGCCCUCCGUUUGGAUGUUCCUGCAGAGCAUGGACCAGGCGACCGCCACUCGCUGUGAACAGACGGUGCCUCAGCUGUCCCCCGAGGGCCCGACGUCCGAAAGUCCCUCCGACGAGCGGCUGGACGUCAUCAGCGGCACCGACGUGGACCCUUCGUUGGAGCUUCCUGAGGACCUGGGACCCCUUAAGUCCACCGUUAGAGCUCUGAACACAUGCCCGGUGCGAGGCAUUAUUAAAGAGCGCAACUGAAGACUGGCGCGGCUUUCGAGCACCGCUUGUCUCUGCUGCUGCGCUCCUCUGUCGUUCGUGACAUCGGCCUCAACAGCCAAGGCAGUGGGCGGUGUUCAGGGUGAGAGCGAUAGAUCGCGUCGGUCAUCGCUCCCUGCCAUGAACGCGACUGCGUGCGAACAUUUCCGAUCAAAACUUUCAAAGGUGGACUUUUUUUAUCACAUGAGAUAUGGGAUCGAGUUGUACUGUUGCACCCCGUUUCCACAGAACUUGAGGCCAUACUCAAGUCUCCACAUUGUGAGGCAACUCAAGUUGGCUUCCCAAUCCAGGCCGGGGCACAAAAUUUCACGGACGAUUGCACUUCCUGGGGCUGCCUCAUCCAAAUUCCGCAUCAGAAUAUGGGCCGAGCGGUUAAUUAUAUUUUAGGGAAAGACCUCUCCAAUUCACUCGACACUAACUCGAGCGGCUCUGAAAGCCUCGGACACCUCAAAUUCUGGGAAGAAUGAUGGGAACGAGGUGUGUGAAAUGGGCAGCUUAAAACUCUCGACAUACAGUGAUGAAUGACAAAUGACUUGAUUCGGUUGCGUAUGGAAUGAUAAUCAAGUUUUGUAACCUAUCAUUUUUUCGUAAAUUCAGGGAUUCAGAAUAAUUACACGCGACUACAUUGACCUUCCAUGAACAGUGACCAAAAAUGUUGUGCCUUUUAACUUUUACGAAUGUUAUUUCGCGUGCUGUUAUAGAUGUAAUAUAUACUUCUUCUACAAUGUAUUCCUCGGUCUGGCGUAAAACAGGGCGGCUGUUAUAUUUCAUUGCCUUUUGUUUGCUGCGUAGAGGCGUUCUAACUCCAGCUGACUCAGCUUUGUACGCGCUUACCACAGCCAAUGCAACCGAGAAACCUGUACAGUGCUAUGCUCUUGUGUAAAGUUACAAUAAUGAGCAUGUGAUGCAGUUGUAACGAAACAGAUGCCAAUGACAAUACGAGGACACAUUUUGGCGACUGUGUAACUGCAUUGACAUAUCUCAUCAGGAAUAUACACUAACUCCCAAAA
Messenger RNA from Petromyzon marinus (sea lamprey), 4590 nucleotides. The record is from RefSeq and is a predicted model, not a curated record. NCBI's taxonomy places the organism in Eukaryota, Metazoa, Chordata, Hyperoartia, Petromyzontiformes, Petromyzontidae.